CUGUCGAAUGUCAUCUUAUUUGCAGAGCGCCCACAAGAGAGAAACUGAGAAAUCAUGUAAGCAACAUGUAAACAAAACAACGUUUGUCUGCGCGCUAGAGAGCAAAAGUGAAAACACUGCCACCGGCUUUGCUGCUUCAAUCUGUGAAAAAUGGCCCUCCUUAACGAUACACAGGACGACGAUGAUCUGCUGGCGAAUCUGGAUUUACCAUCGCCACCGAAGAAAGCCGCCAUUUCAGCAGCGGAACCGUUAGCGGGAACCAGUUCUACUAGCGAUACCAAUAAGGUGGUGGUUAAACCGAAGGUAAACAAAGGCAACUGUGUGCUGGUGAAUCCGAAGCAGCGCGGAAAUCCGCUGCUGAAAUCCAUCCAAAACAUACCCUGGGAGUAUGAUGACAUCGUGCCGGAUUACGUGGUGGGAGCGACUUCUUGCAUCUUGUUUAUCUCGCUGCGCUAUCACAAUCUCAACCCGGACUAUAUCCAUGGCCGGCUAAAGCAGCUGGGUAAGAUGUACCAGCUGCGGGUCCUGCUGGUGCAAGUGGAUCUCCAGGAGCCCCACAAUGCACUGAAACAUCUGACCAGGAUUUGUUUGUUGGCGGAUUUGACUUUGAUGCUGGCGUGGAACGCCGACGAGGCGGGGAAAAUUGUAGAGACGUACAAAAUGUUCGAGAACAAACCACCGGACUUGAUAAUGGAGCGGGCCCAGCAGCAUCCCUACCAAAAGCUCGUGAGCGCUCUGACGCAUAUAAAACCGGUAAAUAAAACCGAUGCGAUGACUUUGAUCCAGAACUACGGAACGCUGGCGAAUAUAAUCAAUAGCAGUGAGGAAAAGCUGUCCCAAUGCACAGGGUUGGGUCCGAGGAAGGCAAAGAAGCUGUACAAAACAUUCAACGAAAAUUUUUUGAAGUCCUAGAAUUAGUUUUCGUUGUAUUAAGUUAUAUGAAAUGUGAUUUCUCUUCUCUAAAUUCGUUUCGUCAAUGCACAUACAUAUAGUCGCUACAUUUUGGUGUUGAAUACUUUGUAUUAUUACACAUGUUUUGAAAUACUUAUGUCUGUAGUCAAUUAGUACUGUAAUAAUAUCAAUAAAGUUGCAAUAGUGACCAUAAAUAUUCGUCAUUGGGUCAUUAUUGUACUUAGUUUUGAGAAGCUA
Toxorhynchites rutilus septentrionalis is the source of this 1149-nucleotide messenger RNA. RefSeq names its product DNA excision repair protein ERCC-1 (gene Ercc1). Gene Ontology annotation, molecular function: single-stranded DNA binding; damaged DNA binding. Gene Ontology annotation, cellular component: nucleus; ERCC4-ERCC1 complex; nucleotide-excision repair factor 1 complex. The transcript is spliced from 2 exons. Gene Ontology annotation, biological process: meiotic mismatch repair; mitotic recombination; UV-damage excision repair. Lineage: Eukaryota; Metazoa; Arthropoda; Insecta; Diptera; Culicidae. The record is from RefSeq and is a predicted model, not a curated record. The coding region runs from base 151 to 912 and encodes 253 amino acids.